Messenger RNA from Naumovozyma dairenensis CBS 421, 945 nucleotides. RefSeq names its product cardiolipin synthase (gene CRD1). Gene Ontology annotation, cellular component: mitochondrion; membrane. The record is from RefSeq and is a predicted model, not a curated record. The transcript has a single exon. NCBI's taxonomy places the organism in Eukaryota, Fungi, Ascomycota, Saccharomycetes, Saccharomycetales, Saccharomycetaceae. Gene Ontology annotation, molecular function: cardiolipin synthase activity. Bases 1 to 945 code for a protein of 314 amino acids. Gene Ontology annotation, biological process: cardiolipin biosynthetic process.
AUGCUUACAAUUUUUCCAAGGAAUAAACUAUGUUUACCAAUUUUACGUUCAUUUAGGAGUAAACCACUAAUAUUUUACUCGAAAACACUUAGAUCGAUACAUAUACCUCAUUACCGUUACAUAUAUAACACAAAACUCAGCUGGGAGCAGCAGAAUAAGAAGAGUGUUCAAAAUGAAAUCAAGGAAAAGUUCCCAAUUCUUCAGAAAAGCAAUAUCUCUCAACUUCAUGAUGGAAAUCUAAUUCACAAGGAAAAACAACUAAGUACCAAGAUGUUUACCAUCCCUAAUAUCAUUACGAUGACCAGAAUAGCAUGUACACCAUUCAUAGGGUAUUUCAUUGUUGCCAAUAAUCUUACGACUGCGAUACUCUUCUUUUCAUAUUCAUGCAUCACAGAUUUCUUAGAUGGGUAUAUUGCACGAACAUAUAAUUUAAACUCUAUUGCAGGUACCAUUCUUGAUCCGAUCGCUGAUAAAUUACUUAUGGUUGUGACAACAAUUGCGUUAUCCCUUCCCCCGGGACCUCAAUUGGUACCGUUGGGUAUAGCAGGGUUAAUUCUAGGAAGAGAUAUUAUGUUGGGGUUAUCCGGGUUUGUAUUACGGUUUGUUUCUAUGAAACAACGAUACGGAUCUGUUAGUUGGAGAUCUUAUUGGGAUCUUUUCAAUUUCCCAAGUGUUGUUGUGAAACCUACUGUAAUUUCUAAAUGGAAUACAUUCUUGCAAAUGAUUUAUUUAGGUACAGGAGUUCUUAUAUUAUUAGUGGAUCAUUUGAAAGAUAAUAAAGAAAAUAUGGAUGAUGAUUAUGAAAAUGGGCAAGCUAAAUCCAAGAAUACUUUAAAAGAUGGAUUUAAAUGGAUGGGUUAUAUUGUUGGAACUACGACAAUAUUAAGUGGUGGAUCAUACCUCUUCAGUACCAAAGCAGUGAAGUUUCUUCCAAAAGUGAGAUGA